AUGAUGGCAUUUGCACCUCCAAAAAGCAUAGAUGGCCCCAAAAUGCAGACAAAGAUGAGCAGCUGGACACCUCUCAACCACCAACUUUUGAAUGACCGGGUAUUUGAAGAAAGAAGAGCUCUCCUUGGAAAAUGGUUUGACAAAUGGACAGAUUCCCAAAGGAGAAGAGUCCUCACUGGCCUGCUGGAGCGCUGCUCCCUGUCACAGCAAAAGUUCUGCUGCCGAAAGCUGCAGGAAAAAAUUCCAGCAGAAGCCCUGGAUUUUACUACCAAGCUUCCAAGGGUGUUAUCUGUGUACAUCUUUUCCUUCCUGGAUCCCCGAAGCCUUUGUCGUUGUGCACAGGUGAGCUGGCAUUGGAAGAACUUAGCCGAGCUGGACCAGCUCUGGAUGCUCAAAUGCCUACGGUUUAACUGGUACAUCAAUUUCUCUCCAACUCCCUUUGAGCAGGGGGUAUGGAAGAAGCACUAUAUCCAAAUGGUGAAGGAACUUCAUGUCACCAAACCUAAGACACCUCCAAAAGAUGGGUUUGUAAUUGCCAGUGUUCAGCCAGUUUCCAGCAAUUCUCCAGAGGAAAAGCGGCCCUCCUCCUCUCUCAGAAAGAAGAAUAACCCAGGGGAAAAAGAGCUUCCGCCUUGGCGAUCCUCUGAUAAGCAUCCAACUGAUAUCAUUCGUUUUAAUUAUCUGGACAACUGUGACCCUGAGCACAUACGGCAAGGGCGAAGGAAAAGAAAUGAGAUGACCCCAGAUUGCAGCCGACAGUCACGCGAUAAGAAAAACAAGCUGCAGGACAGAGCUGGACUAAGGAAAGCACAGUCACUGAUGUCCCUAAAUCCCAGCUCCCCUCUAAAAAUUCCAGCUCAUGUUGCAUGGCCUCCUCAUGCGUCAGUGGGAUCCUCAGGCCCUGAAGCAGCAGCUAAAUUUUUCACACAGCGCCUGCAGAAACAAUGUGGUCUACAUUUGUUCUCCAUCCAGGCUCCAGCGGCAGCACUGACAUAA
Messenger RNA from Castor canadensis (American beaver), 996 nucleotides. RefSeq names its product F-box protein 16 (gene Fbxo16). The record is from RefSeq and is a predicted model, not a curated record. Lineage: Eukaryota; Metazoa; Chordata; Mammalia; Rodentia; Castoridae. Gene Ontology annotation, molecular function: protein binding.